AUGCGGUGCCCGGCGCUGCUGCUGCUGCCGCUGCUGGCGGCCGUGCUGCUGCACGCGGCGGCCGCGGCCGGCGGAGGCAACGGGAGCUGCGUGCGGAGCUGCGGCCGCAUGACGCUGCCGUACCCGUUCGGCUUCUCCAGCGGCUGCACCGUACGCCUCGGCUGCCACGUCGGGGCCGACGGCGUCGGCGCCGCGUGGCUCGGCGGCGCGCCGGAGCUGGGCCUGCUCGUGCGCAACGUCACGCCGCGCGCGCUCACCCUCAACCUGCAGCCCGACUGCGAUCGCUCGUUCAAUGCGUCCGUCGCGGCGCUCUUCUCGGACAGCUACGCGCCCUCCUCCCGGAACGGGCUCGUCGUCAGGUCAUGCAGCAGCGCCGAGGCUGACCGCAUCAGAAACUGCAGCAGCGACUACAUCAACCGAACCACGUCCCACUGCACCGCCAACGAGCCCAUCCGCUGCAUCCUGCCCCCUUCCAACACCACCAGCGGCCACCAUUUUCUGAACAAGAGCGAGGUGCUCAGGUCCAACUGCACCGGGCUGGUGACGGCGGUGAGCUACUCGGACGCGCAGGGGCCGUCGCUGCUGCUCGAAGCGCUGGAGCUGGACUGGUGGGUGCCGGGGCGGUGCGGCUGCGCCCCCAGAGCCACCUGCACCCAGUUCAACGCGACGACGGCGAGGCGGGAGGCGUUCCGGUGCGAGUGCCCGGAGGGGCUCCAGGGCGACGGCUUCGUCGACGGCGCCGGUUGCCGGGAAGUUUCCAAGUCCAAGUGCGAUCGCUCGAAUUACCUAUCAAGAGAUUGUGGCAAGAUCGUCCUCGUUGGUCUUAUCAUGGCAGGAAUAGUUUUUGGAGCCAUGGUGACGGGCAUCGGCUGCGUGGUGUGCCACGUGCUGAAGCGCCGUUCCGCGUCCAUCCGGUCGCAGCAGAGCACGAAGCGGCUCCUGUCGGAGGCGGACUGCACGGUGCCGCUCUACUCGUACCGCGAGAUCGAGCGCGCCACCAGCGGCUUCUCCGAGGACCACCGGCUCGGCACGGGCGCCUACGGCACGGUCUACGCCGGCCGCCUCAGCGACAACCGCCUGGUCGCCGUGAAGCGGAUCAAGCACCGCGACAACGCCGACGGCGGCCUGGACUCCGUCAUGAACGAGGUGAAGCUGGUGUCCUCGGUGAGCCACCGCCACCUGGUCCGCCUCCUGGGGUGCUGCAUCGAGCAGGGCCAGCAGAUCCUGGUCUACGAGUUCAUGCCCAACGGCACGCUGGCGCAGCACCUGCAGCGGGAGCGCGGCCGGCCCGCCGUGCCCUGGACGGUGCGCCUCCGCGUGGCCGCCGAGACCGCCAAGGCCAUCGCGUACCUGCACUCGGAGGUGCACCCGCCCAUCUACCACCGCGACAUCAAGUCCAGCAACAUCCUGCUGGACCACGAGUACAACUCCAAGGUGGCCGACUUCGGGCUGUCCCGGAUGGGCAUGACCUCCGUCGACUCGUCGCACAUCUCCACGGCGCCGCAGGGCACCCCGGGGUACGUGGACCCGCAGUACCACCAGAACUUCCACCUCUCCGACAAGAGCGACGUGUACAGCUUCGGCGUGGUGCUGGUGGAGAUCAUCACGGCCAUGAAGGCCGUCGACUUCACCCGGGGCCCCAGCGAGGUCAACCUGGCGCAGCUCGCCGUGGAGAGGAUCGGCAGGGGCUGCGUGGACGACAUCGUCGACCCCUUCCUGGACCCGCACCGGGACGCGUGGACGCUCACGUCCAUCCACAAGGUGGCGGAGCUGGCCUUCAGGUGCCUCGCGUUCCACAGCGAGAUCAGGCCGUCCAUGGCCGAGGUCGCCGACGAGCUGGAUCAGAUACAGGUCAGCGGGUGGGCGCCGUCGGCGGACGACGCCGCGUUCAUGUCGACCACGUCGUCGCUCUGCUCGUCGGCGCCGUCGCGCGGCACGGACAAGUCGCUGGGGCCGGACAAAGGCAGGGGCGAGGCGUUGCCGACGUCUGCCCCGGCGACGGCGGUGGCUGAGCGGGAGACGGAGAAGGGCGCGGCGGGGUCCUCCCCUGUGUCCGUCCAGGAGAGGUGGUUCAGCGACAGGAGCUCCCCUUCCUCCAAUAGCCUGCUCGGGAAUAGCAGCUCGCUUCACUGA
Triticum turgidum subsp. durum (durum wheat) is the source of this 2133-nucleotide messenger RNA. NCBI's taxonomy places the organism in Eukaryota, Viridiplantae, Streptophyta, Magnoliopsida, Poales, Poaceae. The record is from the annotation of a GenBank genome assembly.